This is a messenger RNA of Closterium sp. Naga37s-1, 1929 nucleotides long. The record is from the annotation of a GenBank genome assembly. Lineage: Eukaryota; Viridiplantae; Streptophyta; Zygnematophyceae; Desmidiales; Closteriaceae.
AUGCAGGCUCGGAAUACGGCUGGGGAGACUCCCGAGGCUCUGGUGCAGCGCCGGCUGAUGGAUUUGCGACGCCGAACCGCCGAAGCAGCCUUGGAAAAAGCUGGGAGCGUGUGGGGAGAGGGGAGCGACAAUGAGGGGUGCUUUGGGGGGGGUGGUGGUGGUUAUGGUAAUGGUUCCAACAAUGCUGCUUUGUGGGGAGAUCCCGAGGAGAAUGCAGAGGCAGCAGCUGCUGAGGCUCGGUACCACAGGUUCGGGUCCCGAUCCGACAGGUUCGGUGCCGGUCCUUGGGGAGCUGAUGACGCUUGGAAGGAUGACGUGGCAGCUCAGAUGAAGAGCAGGAUGAGGAGGGAUGAGGAGAGCCACCGGGCGGCAGUUUUUGGAGCGAAGCUGGAGGAGGAAGUAGACAAGAGGAGACGGUGGGAGGAAGAGAGGAAGAUACGGGAGGAAGAAGCGAGGAAGGUUCUGGAAGCGGGACAGGCCAAGGAUAAAUCAUGGAGAGCAGCGAUCAAGGAACAAGUACAGAAAAAGAAGACGGUGCAGAAACAGGAGGAUUACGAUGAGAGAUGGAAGAGAUUUGCCAAGUCAUGCGACAUGGGGAUUACCAUGGCUGAUGUUCCGUUCCCUGUGGGUGGUGGUGGGGAGGAGGAGCUGAAGCAUGUGAUUCUGCAUGGCGUUCCAAAGGAGCAGCAUCGGAAGCGGAUGAGGGAGGAGGUGGAGGAUUUUCUCACCUCCAUCGGUCAAAUCAACGCCGCCCUCUCGCUGCUGCAGCUGGAGCUGCGGGCGGCAGCCGACCAGGCGGACGGCGGGCUUUGGUACGGAGUGGUCAACCGGGCGGCAGACAGCCAGGGGAAGCUGGGCACGACGUACAGCCACGAGGAAAUCCAGUACUUAAAAUGCCUGGUGGAGCACGUGGUAACCGCAUCCAACGGCUCAGGAUGCAUCUCCAGCAUCGCAGCGCUGCACCUCACCCCUGCCCCCAGUUCCUCCCAGCCCAACCCAACUCAAGACCCCCUCUCCCCAUCGUCCUCGCAACCUCCCCUCUCCCCUCCUGCCACCCGCACACACACCCUCUCACUAACUGACAAAGAGCGACUGAUCGCUGACCUGGCGGACAACCAUUGGCUCAGCAUCUCGAGUGAUUCAAGAGAUGGCAGUAGUGGCGGCGGCAGCAGCAGCGGUGGCGGCGGUGGUAGCGGUAGUGGUGGUGGAAAGAGGGGGGUGCAAGGGAGUGUGGGGUUGGGGGUGAGGACGUACCUGGAGCUACAGCAGUAUCUGAAGAGCACUGAAGGGGUGGCGGUGUGCGACGUGUGUCACGAUGCCGCUGUGAAAGCUGUGUGCUGUGCGUCCCCGGGCUGUGAAUACCGCCUGCACCAGUACUGCAUGCCCGCCAAGUUCCAUCGAGUCAAGAAUCCCAAGUGCCCCCAAUGCGAUGCGCCCUGGCCUUCCAGUGAGGACGAACCUGCACCACCCAGCCAAUCCCAAGCGGCUGGUCGAGGGGGGGGCGCAGAUAGGAGGAGGCGGGCAGGAAAGCGGAUAGUGGGAGAGGAGGAGAGGGAAGAGGAUAGGGAGGAGGAGAAUGAUAGGGUAGAUGGAGAGAGGGGGGUUGAGGGUGGAGAAGGGGGAGGCGAGGAAGAGGAGGAGCGGAGGGGGAGGAGUAGGGGGAAUGGGGGCAUUCAAAAGAGAGCAAGAGAGAAGAGGAAAGUGAGAGGACGAGUGAUGGAAGAAGAGGGGGAAGAGGAGGGAGAGGAGGGAGAGGAGGAAGAGGGAGAAGAGGAGGGAGAGGAGAGAGAAGAGGGAGAGGAGGAAGAGGAGGAAGAGGGAGAAGAGGUAGAGGAGGUAGAGGAGGAGGAAGAAAGGGAUGUGAGGCCGGUUCGGGCAGGUCGAGUGAGAGAGGUGGAGCGGGUGAGCAGAAGGACGAGGAGAAGAUAG